This is a messenger RNA of Dunckerocampus dactyliophorus (ringed pipefish), 2362 nucleotides long. Its product is annotated as zinc finger protein 160. NCBI's taxonomy places the organism in Eukaryota, Metazoa, Chordata, Actinopteri, Syngnathiformes, Syngnathidae. The record is from RefSeq and is a predicted model, not a curated record. Gene Ontology annotation, biological process: regulation of transcription by RNA polymerase II. Bases 19 to 1758 code for a protein of 579 amino acids. Gene Ontology annotation, cellular component: nucleus. The transcript has 2 exons. Gene Ontology annotation, molecular function: RNA polymerase II transcription regulatory region sequence-specific DNA binding; DNA-binding transcription factor activity, RNA polymerase II-specific.
GUGCAUUUUGGGAAAUGUAUGCAUUAUUCUUCCGGUUUGAAAGACUACGAUGAGGACGCCAUCAUCAACAUCACGGUGUCUACAAAUGUUUCAAUAUCAUCCCUGAGUUGCAUAUGUCUGAGGAAUGGAGCAGCGAUGACCGAGGAAGAUCCUGAUGAGUGCAAAGCCAAAUGUUGGGAGUGCGGCAAACAGUUCCAGAGCUUGAACAACUUGAUGUCCCACUACACGAGCCACAACAUCACAGCUACCUGCCACAUCUGCAAGGUUACGUUCCAACGUCUGACGUCGCUCUCCUUGCACUUGGACAACGUGCACUUGCCGCCCGUGUGCAGAAAGUGCUCUCACGUGUUUAGUAGCGUGUGGGAGCUGAACAAGCAUGCAGAGUCUUAUUGUUUAAGCUCAAAUGAGCAAAGAGCAGACUUAGACAAGUCAGACAUGCAGCCGCCAGAGAGGCCGGAGACAUCUGGACACAGCGUGGAGUACACACUGGACGCCUGGGACCUGGGAAGGCCCAUCGAGUCUGAUGAAGUUAGCACAGAUGAGUCGACGAGCACCGCAUCUGAGAAUGAGGACAAUAACAACAGUGCAGCUUUUGCCAAAACCACUGAAAGUUACCUCAACGACGCAGAAUCAGACUCUAGUUCAACCGAUUCCGACAGUGCAUCUCUCAGUAUAACCAAGCCCACCCUGCCAAGUAACGAAGUGUCUAUGUGCAAAGAUUGUGGGCGAGGGCCCUUCAGGUCCAUGAAGCUGCAUCUGCUGCACUGUAGCGGCGUGAGAGUCAAAUAUAGGUGUUCGCGCUGUAAGGCGUUCUUUCCCACCGAGUCGUCUCUUUCGGAACACUACAUCCCUCUGUGCUCCUGUGACAACUGUGGCCGCGUAUUCACUCACAGGGACUCACGCCAUCAGCAUCCUUGUCCCGGCGGAGGCAGCUCACGUUGGAUAUACUUUUGUUCCGAGUCCAUGCCCAAAGCCUGCGCCAUAUGCAAAUCUUUCUUUGUCAAUGAAAAGAGUUUACUAAACCACGUCACCAGAGUGCACACGUCAGUGGUCAGCACCAAGUUGUGCAUCAUUACCAACCCAUCGGGGUUGACUGACAAAAAGGUGGUGCCGAAUGUCCCCAGUGCGAUCACUAGUAGUUCGGAGUCCUCCCUGGUUUCAAGCAGCAACGCUGUGUGCCAGAACCCUCAUAUACUCAAGCAUGUGGUUAAUGGCAAGCUCUGUGUUGGACAGACAGACGCUUCCACGACUUCUCAUGUCGCUUCAGAACAAGGAAGUGACAUUCAACCGGACCCUGGUAUUCUGGCCGUGUUUGAGAAUCACAGCCAGGAGGUGGCUUUGACACAGCGUAUGAACAAGGGCUGGCGCUCCAAGGCGCCUCACCCCUGCAGGCAAUGCGGCACCAUCCUGAGGCAGCCCUACCUCGCCAUCAGCCACCGCUACCUCCACCGGGGCCUCCGCUCGCACCGGUGCCAGUGCGGCCGGGCCUUCAAGCACCGGCUGUACCUCCUGCGGCAUUGUGUGCAGCACGCAGAGGCCAAGAGCUACAUCUGCGUCAACUGCGGCAACACCUUCACUGGAGCCAAACACUUAGAGAAACACCUUACGGGCCAAACGUGGAAGAAGAAACACCGGACAAAGUGCAGAAUGCCGUUUGAAUGCGGCUGUGGACAACUCUUUUAUAGGCCCUCCGCUUACAUAUGGCAUCAGCUUAUAAACAAUGUGGAAAGUAGACAUUUGAAAAAAAGGGGGAAAUGACAAACGCCAGUACGAGGUGUCAUUUCAUUGCCACUGUUGUGUUUGUUCAGUAUUACUUCAGUGGCAAACGCACACAGCUUUUACUUCCAAGCAUGUUCUGGACAGUUUUUAAUCAAGUGCAAAAGAUACAACAGUAAACAGGCUUCAAAGUUCCUCACAAGUUCUGUGGACAACAUACAAGAAUACAAGAUAUGUCACCUGUUUUUGUCAGUAUUACAUUUUUAAAGCACAUCAAAGUUCCAGUUUAUCCUCUCGAGAAAGAGUUUGUACAGUUUUCUUACAAAGUGCUUAUUUUCCAAUGAGGUAUCACUGAUGUCUGUCAAUGUUUUUUUUUCCAUUGCUUGUAAGGAAAACAUAAAGUGAUGUGUAACCCUGUUCAAACAGGCGCAUCUCAACAAAUUCGAAUAUUGUGCAAAAGUUAUUUGAUUUCAAGAGUUCAUUUAAGACCAAUAGAGGUUUCUGCAUUUGCUGAGUGGUUUACAAUAUUGAGCCAUUUGACAAUUUUUCACAUUUUAUGAUACUGAUUUGUUUUAUUAGCUGUAAGUUAUAAUCAUCAACGUGAUUAAGUGUAUUCUUGAAAUAUUUGUCACACUUUUGAAUUGAA